AACACCUUCAUGUCCUUCAUCUUCCCCAUGGUGGUCAUCUCCAUCUUGAACACCAUCAUCGCCAACAAGCUGACUGUGAUGGUCCGCCAGGCGGCCGAGCAGGGCCGGGUGUGCACGGCUGGGGACCAGCACAGCGACUUCAGCAUGUCCAUCGAGCCCGGCAGGGCCCAGGCCCUGCGGCACGGCGUCCAGGUCUUACGUGCCGUGGUCAUCGCCUUCGUGGUCUGCUGGCUGCCCUACCACGUGCGGCGCCUUAUGUUCUGCUACAUCUCGGACGAGCAGUGGACCCCGUUCCUCUACGACUUCUACCACUACUUCUACAUGCUGACCAACGCCCUCUUCUACGUCAGCUCCACCAUCAACCCCAUCCUCUACAACCUCGUCUCCGCCAGCUUCCGCCAGACCUUCCUGUCCACCCUGGCCUGCCUCUGUCCCCUGUGGGGGCGCAGGAGGAAGAGGCCGACCUUCUCGAGGAAGGCUAACAGCGUGUCCAGCAACCACACCUUCUCCAGCAACGUCACCCGGGAAGCGCUGUACUAGGGCGGCAGGGCUGGGACG
Messenger RNA from Camelus dromedarius (Arabian camel), 558 nucleotides. RefSeq names its product neurotensin receptor 1 (gene NTSR1). The record is from RefSeq and is a predicted model, not a curated record. The transcript has 3 exons. Gene Ontology annotation, biological process: neuropeptide signaling pathway. Gene Ontology annotation, cellular component: plasma membrane. Lineage: Eukaryota; Metazoa; Chordata; Mammalia; Artiodactyla; Camelidae. Gene Ontology annotation, molecular function: G protein-coupled neurotensin receptor activity. The coding region runs from base 10 to 540 and encodes 176 amino acids.